Messenger RNA from Xyrichtys novacula (pearly razorfish), 4113 nucleotides. The record is from the annotation of a GenBank genome assembly. Lineage: Eukaryota; Metazoa; Chordata; Actinopteri; Labriformes; Labridae.
UGGGCUGGACUGCAGAGACUGAAAUCCGUAUCCACCUGCGUGCUGUUGCUGUACAGCAGUACAAGUGAUCGUGUCCUGACUACACCCCAGGACAGAUGCCAAUUUCACACUGCCAUUAAAACAACCACCCUCUUGCCUUUCUACCGCUCAGUUAAAACAACGUUUCCACCUCGGCAGGUAGCUUUGAGUAGCAAAAGUUGCCCUGUGAUGGAUUCAAAGCGAGAUAAAGAGCAAGGUAAGUUGUGUCGGAUAGCUUGUUGCUACGUCGCUGAGCUAACCAUCAUUAGCGGCUUGUGCUAGCUAGCAGCGGAUUAAACUGAACUGUAGCUAACUGUGGCGUACUCUUCGUUACACGACAUUUUACGUGUGUCAUCAUCAGAGGAACAGGGACGAAUAAUUUCAAUUUCAUUGAGUAACCCACCCACCUUCACCCAGCUGAUUCAUCCUCAUGAAAAUUACUCCGCUGCUCCAAGUAGCUACAUACAUUAGCUUACAGUAUUUACCGGUGGCUAGCUGUCGAGCACAGAUAAACACCAUGACCUUUAUUUCUGCAGGUGUAAACAAAUACAAGGUGUGUGUGCUGACCCUGCUUGUCCUUUCCAUAACUCUUCCCUCCUUUAUGAAAGUGAUGUGAUGAUGGCACUCUGCCCUCCUCCUCUGCUUAUUCAAUGAAAAUUCAAAGAAAAGACAAGAAAAAAAUCUUCAUGCAUUUAUGAAGAUUUUAUAAUGUAUCAAGAUAGAAACAGAAAAUUCAGAGCCAGCAUCAUUAUUUCUAGUUAACCAGAUGAGUCUGCUCUUUCAGUGACGCUGCAGUCCUCAGGGAAUGAGUGCUUCAUUUGUGCAGAGCUCAUGAAAGAGUAUUCAAGUGGAGUAGUAGUUGAGUUAGGGACUGAAGCUGCCCCAGGAAAGAAAAGCAAAUCUAACUCCCUCAGUUGUUAUUUAUGCAUGCAGCUGGCGAGCUUACAUCGUCACAGACAAGGCACAUCAUCUAAUGUGUGACCCCCGUCUUCUGGAGAUGGCUGAGGAAAACCUUAGAGUGCUGCUGCCAGAUAUGCAUAGAUACGGUCUGGUUGAAUUGUUGGUAUUUACUAUUCACAGAUGAUUGCAUGGGUAAUUUGAUUGCUCCAGUUAAACCAGAAGAGACACACUGCUUCCAGCAUUUGGCUUUCGCAACCGCUGACUCACACAAAUGGGGUCUGAGUCUGUGUUGUUUACUUAAGAGUAGAAAAGUGAAUGUGCUUUGCGAUGCUGUAGUCUUAUCUCUCCGACUCUUUCAGAUGCAGAUGUAGAGAAGAUUACAGCGGUAUUGCUCAAGUCACGCACAGGAGAGUUUGAUUUGGAGUCCAUCCUGUUUCUCAAACUGAGAGGUCUUGGUAAGAUGUAGUAAAUAUAUGAUUCAGUUUAGAUUAUGGCUAAAAAUGUAUUGUUAUUUAUAAAUGGUCUUGUGUUUGUCUUGCAGGAAUACAUGAUCUGGGAUGCAUUGGGGAGUGUAUGAAUUUAGAGAGACUUGACCUCUCUGGAAAUCACGUCUCAAGUCUUUCUCCUCUAGCAUCUCUCCGGCUUCUGUCUGUACUGAAUUUGUCCGCCAACAGGAUUUCCAAUUUAGGUAAGGGGCAAUAUUCUUUAUUCAAUCAUUGUAUAUUUGCUUGAUAGGGAUGUAUCUGUCAUACAUGUGAAAACUAGAGUUUUUAUUCAUGUCAUGUUUGCUUUUCUAGAGCCCCUACGCGGUUGUGAAGGUUUACAGAACUUAAAUGUGGCUGGAAAUAUCAUCUCCAGGUAUCACUUUUUGAUCACUUGAUGUUUAUCCUGUAUAAAUGCUUCUGAUUUAAGACAAUAGACAUACUGUUGUUGCUUUUAGUUUUUUUUGGCAGUAUUACUAGUUAGAUGUGCAAUUUAUUCUAAUAAAUAAUUCAUCGAUUUUGUUUUCAACAGCAUUGAGAACCUUCAGUUUCUUCAGUCUUUGAAAAAACUAGAAAAUAUACGUUUUAGAGACAACACUUACAAUUACUCUAACCCAGGUAAGGUUUGUUGACUUUGUUUAAAUCAACACAGUGAAGAAAUUUUGUUUUUAAUAGUGAGCUGACAUUGAUGACUCUCCUAUUUUUCAGUGUGUCGAAAUUCAUCAUAUAGAAACAUAAUUCUUGAGAUGUUUCCCACCAUCAAGGUGCUUGACGGUAAGUGUUGAGACUUUUUUAUUUUUAUUUUGCAUGACAUCAGUAUCGCAGAAGCCAGUUUUACACUACAAGGCUCUGUAAUCAAACUGAAAUCCUGUAAAAUCCUUGCAAUAAAACCAGCUUUGGCUUUUAACUUUCAACCAAACAACACAGGCAUAUUUCCGGCUCAGUGCAUUAUUUCAGACAGCAUUGCAAAAGAGGCAUUAAGUGUAAACAAGGGCAUCAACAUUACGUCACACACACACACGCACACACACCCUGCCCUGUCCUGCAGACUCCCCCAUUUACAUAGUGUCUACUUCCCUUAUCAUUAAUAUACGCACCCUCGGAUCUCUGCUCCACAGCAGACCUCAGGAAUUGCUUACCCUCUGCCUACAAUGAAAGAAUUCCUAUUUUGUUAAAUGUGUCUGGAAAAGAUGAAGCCCAAAGAGACAGGAGGCUUCUGUAAGAGCUCAGAGCAAGGAUACAUUGAUGUAUUGUCCGUGAAAGUCUUUUGACCAAGGCCACAACGUGACUCAAGGGAGUGCAGCAUGCCUCACCUCUGCACAGAUGAUCUUUUUUCUUCUUGCUGUGCAGAUUUGGAAAAAUGUAACAGUUGAGUUCCUGUGAUGGUGCAAGAUAUUGAUACAAACCUUUCUUUAUGGAAUAUUUCACAAAAUGUUGUGGCGCCCAAGAAGAAGCCUGACAUAUACUUUUUUACUCAAAUAACAACAUCGACUCAAAUUCUCAUGGCACCUUGGUUUUGUAUAGAGCUGAUCACAAUAAUGCUAAAUUAAAAAAAAAAAACCUAUAGAAUUCUGCAGUCAGAGAAACGUUAAUUUACAGAUUUGUUUGACUUACAGGUGAAAGAGUUGUUGGACGUGGGAGUGACUUGUACCAACUAUGCAAAGACAUUGAUGAUACUAUUAAAGGUACUUUGACUUGCUGUUGUGCUGUUAAGUCAUAUUAUUAUAUUUUUUUUUACCUUUUUCAAGUUUUAAAUGACACAGUCUUCAAAUCAAAUGGUAUCACUGGAUUUUAUAAAAGAAAAUGAUUUACCAUUCAAGCACAGUACAGCUAACCUACUUUGUUCACCUGUCUGUAUAUGUUUAGCUGGGUUAUAUAAGAAUGGACAGCUUGUUGAACAUACUGACUGCAAACCGUGGGUAGAGGAUACCUACUGGGAGAUAAAGCGAUCAAAUAACGCCAUCGUUGAUGAAGCCUACAAACAAUUUAAUGGUAAGACACUAUCUUUUUAAGAAAACUCUUGCAUGUGAACUUGACAGCCGUUAACUUAACUAUAUGUACACUCCUGUCUCCACAGAUGUUCUUCAUGAAUGCCGGCUCCUCAACAACAGAGCCACUCAUGUUAUUUCACAAACAGAAAAGUCAAUGAGUUUGAAGAAGCAGCCAAAACAAUAUGCCAUUUAAGCUGGGCUCUUUUUGGACACUUUGUGUGCAACAUUUUGCAACUUUUUGUUGUAUUACUAACCAUGCCUAAUGUAAUGUAGGUUUUUCAAAUUGCUAAGCUAUAUCCAAAUGCUUAUUAAGUAUCAUAGCCAUACACAUGUGCCCUGUGCUGCAGUGUGAGGCUUUAUUGAACUUUUAUUUCAUCCUAUGCAUUGGAUUACUGGUGAUACAUGUGAGUGGUAUGAAAACCUUUAUCCAUACUGACACCCUGCAGUUUGGUUAAAAGAUGUGUUUACUUGCACAGUGUGCAUUUUGUACCAUGUUUUAGCCUGCAUUUAUGCUGAGAGCUAUGCUGCUAAAAAAUAAUGUGAAAGUUAAAAGCAAAUGAGAGCUUUUUCCAUGUUGCAUUGCUGGAUAAUUUUGGGAGUUAAUGUAUCCCAUACUAUAGGCUUUCUUUGUAUGUGGAGCUUUUGCUAAACACAAUCCAAUGAUUGUUUGAGCUGUUUUUACUUGUUUUUUUACCAUAAAGUUUAUUAUGUGUACAAUCAUA